AUGGCAGCAGGCACCAGCAACAACGUAGAACCCUUCGACGUCGUUUCGGACGACACGGACCACUACUUCCUAAUGCCACGCCCCGAAAUGGAGGGCUUCGGCAACAAAGGGAGUAACGUUUACAAGAGGAUCAUGAGAGAGUGGAAAAUCCUCGCCCAAAGCCUCCCUGAUUCCAUCUACGUUCGCGUCUACGAGAAACGCAUCGAUUUACUCCGAGCAACGAUCGUCGGCGCCGCCGGAACCCCCUACCACGACGGCCUCUUCUUUUUCGACAUCGCGUUCCCACCGGGUUACCCGAUCAACCCGCCGGAGGUCCAUUACCGCUCAUACGGGUACUUCAUCAAUCCGAACUUGUACAGCGACGGCCACGUGUGCUUGAGUCUAAUCAACACGUGGAUCGGGAAAACACACGAGAGGUGGGACCCAUGUCGCUCCACCGUGCUGCAGCUGCUACUCUCGAUCCAAGCGCUUGUCCUAAACGACAAGCCGUUUUUCAACGACUUUUGGGCUGAGAUUUUAGGGCGCGGACGCGUGCUCCUCGAGAAGCAGUCGCGGGCUUACAACGAUGCCGUUUUCGUUCUCAACUGUAGGACCAUGCUGUGCCUGCUACGGCGCCCGCCGCUGAACUUCGAAACCUUCGUCGUUUGCCAUUUUCGUAACCAGGCACGUGCGAUUUUGAGCGCGUGCGACGACUACGCGAACGGGCGCGUCAAAGUUGGGCAUUACGGUGUCGACGGCAAGGGUUCGAAGUCGAAGGUGAGGGUUUCGGGGAAACUGAGGGAGUCGUUGGUCGUUUUGUAUCCUCAACUUUUUAAGUCAUUUGUCCGGAGCGGUGCGUUUUCGGGGAGUGAGGAGGAACGGUUGAGGAUGGAAAAGCGUAAUGGGUUGUGCAAAAGUAAUGUUAGUAGGACAAAGUACAGGGUAAUUGUGAGGAAGGUGAUUGGGAGAAUAAAGAAGCUUUAUAGUUGA
This is a messenger RNA of Sphenostylis stenocarpa, 969 nucleotides long. NCBI's taxonomy places the organism in Eukaryota, Viridiplantae, Streptophyta, Magnoliopsida, Fabales, Fabaceae. The record is from the annotation of a GenBank genome assembly.